This is a messenger RNA of Bombina bombina (fire-bellied toad), 2194 nucleotides long. RefSeq names its product choline-phosphate cytidylyltransferase A. Gene Ontology annotation, cellular component: endoplasmic reticulum. The transcript has 10 exons. The record is from RefSeq and is a predicted model, not a curated record. Gene Ontology annotation, biological process: CDP-choline pathway. Gene Ontology annotation, molecular function: phosphatidylcholine binding; choline-phosphate cytidylyltransferase activity. The coding region runs from base 236 to 1339 and encodes 367 amino acids. Lineage: Eukaryota; Metazoa; Chordata; Amphibia; Anura; Bombinatoridae.
AUGAAAUGUCUAGACCUCAUAUGACAGAUUAAUAAUGCAGUGCUAGUUGCUGGCUGGCUGCACAGGCUUUGAGGAGGGAGAGUUGGAAAGAACCAGAGGAAUGCUAGAAGAGAGGAAAAAUGCCAGACACAUGAGUUGAUAGCUCUGCCUCUGAAGUACUGUCCUUUGUACAGCAAAAUAACACACAGUUACUCCCAGGUCUUGCCCACAUACAGUCUACUAACACACUGAGGAGAUGGAGGUUCAAAAUGUGCCGAAACUCAACUCCCGUAAGAGAAGGAAAGAUGUUACAGGACCCAAUGGAACAACAGACGAAGGCAUGGUGCCUAUUAAGGUUCCUCGUCACACAAUUGGGAACAAUGAGCCUGCUCCCUUCUCUGACCAGCUUGAAAUUGAUUACAGUAAACCGUACAGGAGAGUGACUAUGGAGGAAGCAAAAAGAGGGACGCCACCUGAUCGGCCAGUGAGAGUUUAUGCAGAUGGAAUCUUUGACCUUUUCCACUCUGGGCAUGCGCGAGCCUUAAUGCAAGCAAAGAACCUUUUCCCAAACACAUACCUGAUAGUUGGAGUCUGCAGUGAUGAGUUGACUCAUAACCUGAAGGGCUUUACAGUAAUGACAGAAGAAGAAAGAUAUGAUGCAGUACAGCACUGUCGCUAUGUAGAUGAGGUGGCGAGAAAUGCACCUUGGACACUCACCCCAGAAUUCCUGGAAGAACAUAGGAUUGAUUUUGUAGCCCAUGAUGACAUCCCUUAUUCGUCGGCAGGAAGUGAUGAUGUUUAUAAGCACAUAAAAGAAGCAGGAAUGUUUGCACCAACCCAGCGAACAGAAGGAAUCUCCACCUCUGACAUCAUCACUCGGAUUGUACGAGAUUAUGAUGUGUAUGCACGUCGUAACCUACAGCGUGGAUACACUGCUAAGGAGCUCAAUGUCAGCUUCAUCAAUGAGAAGCGCUAUAACCUACAGGAACGUGUGGACAAAGUAAAGAAGAAGGUGAAGGAUGUAGAGGAGAAGUCCAAGGAAUUUGUGCAGAAAGUAGAGGAGAAAAGUAUUGACCUAAUUCAGAAAUGGGAAGAAAAAUCACGAGAGUUUAUUGGGAACUUCCUGGAAAUGUUUGGCCCAGAGGGAGCAUUGAAACACAUGCUAAAGGAAGGCAAAGGAAGGAUGCUCCAAGCCAUCAGCCCAAAGCAAAGCCCCAGCAGCAGCCCAGCUCGGGAGCGGUCACCCUCCCCAUCUUUUCGUUGGCCCUUCUCUACCAAGAAUUCUCCUCCAGCAUCACCACGACGACGCUCACGACCCUCUGCUAAAUCCUAUGAGAUCAGCGAGGAUGAGGAAGAUUAGCCUCCCCCUACUUUUAACAAGACUAAUGUUUUGCUCCAGCUGCUGAUCACUACAUCACAUCUACCCCAGAAGAGCAGCCACUCAGUGAGGUAUAAAGCUCACUGUCUGAGUCCCAGAUAUCUGCUCUUUUGAGUAGUAGCAUGAGAGGGAUCCAGAAGAGUGUUACCAGUGGUUAAAACUCAGCACUUUUGUUCCUUACCUAAAAUAACCUCUAUAUAUAUUUUUUUUUGUUUAGAAAAAAAUAUAUAUAUUAUUUUUAAUGAAACACAAUUCUUUUUUAAAUGAAUUGUGUUCAUACUGUCAUUCUUUAGUCAUUGCAUUUUCCCUCCUAUUUGCAAGGGGGUUUUAUUGCAUGGGUAGGUUCACAGCUGUCUAACACCAGUCUUAUUUAACUGUUUUCCAAUGUCGCUGCUCCUUAUCUUGGUGUCUGAACUCUCUCACUUUAUAUAGACACUACAAGAUUCUUUUUACGAGAAAACUGAAAACCACAAGCGUAUACCUUGAGACGACUCUACUAUAAUUAGACUAUUCUGCAGUGACCAGUGGAUUGUCGUAUCUGUGUUGAAGCAGUAACCACUUGGAGUCUAGCCAUUUCUCAUUAAAAGUGCCUGUUGCCAUAAAAAAAACUUUAAUGAUUAAUGUUAUUUCAUUUGUGAAAGGACAGUUAUUAACAAAGGACUAAAUAAUAGAUACAUUGUAUGGCUCUUGAUUGUUCUAACCAAUUUCUUGUGAUAGAAAGGCAUUUUAACAAUUAUACUCUAGGUCCACCUCAUGGAGUAAAUGCUGUGUCUGCUGAAAUACUUGCACAAACCUUUUCUCAAGGUGGCAUUAAAAACAUUCUUUUAUGUAGUGGUA